AUGGCUGAGCGUAAUGCCCAGGCAGGGGAUAACUGGGCUCUCCGCUAUGACCACAUGCAGUUCCAUCUCCCCACCUCAGUAUGCCACUUGCCCUAUAUGGACUAUGACAAGAAGCUUUCAACUCCCCACCGUCUGUCGAAAGAGGAUUUGGCUUCCCAGGUACAACGAUAUGUCAAGGCUUUCAAUCUCAACAUGAUCACUUCGGCGCAGAUUCAAUGGACAGAGUAUGAUCCAUCGACCAAGAGGUGGAUGGUGAAGUUCCAGACUCCUGGUGGUCAAUGCACAGCAAUCUCUAAACACGUUGUUAUGGCCACAGGAAUUGGAUCCCAAAAAAUGAAUAUACCAUCGAUAACAGAUAGCCACCUAUACAAAGGUAUCAGCAUCCACUCAGAGCAAUACAAGAAUGCCGAGAAACUGAAGGAGAAAGGAGCGAAUUCAGCUAUCGUAAUUGGCUCUGCCAAUACAGCUUUCGAUAUCCUCAAGGACUGCCACGCUGCAGGACUCCAAACAACAAUGAACGUUCGUUCUCCGACGUAUAUAAUCCCAGUGGAGCACAUCGAUCACCCAGCCAGCCUAGGCGCCUAUGAUGCUGGUGUUGAGCGCGGAGACAACAUCUUUAUGACACUCCCGACAUUCAUAGACGCCCAGCUCGCCCGCGACUUGCUUGCGCAUCUCGCAUCACAGGAGCCGGACCGCUACAAAGCUCUGGCAGCAACUGGAUUUCCCGUUCUGGAAAGCACCAGCCCAGAAUGUGCUUUGAUGCAGAACCUGAUUGAGAGUGCUGGUAAACACUAUGUCGAUGUGGGCGGUACCAAGCUACUAGAAGAAGGCAAGGCUAGUAUCAAGGCUAAUGUUGAGCCUAUUGCAUACACGGCGACGGGGCUGCGGUUCUCGGAUGGCAGCCAUGUUGAUGUGGAUGCUGUCAUAUGGUGUACUGGAUUUGCCGAUAAAAAUGUGCGAGAAACGGCUAUUGAGAUCCUGGGUGGCUCUGCAAGUCAGGCUUCCAGCAAUUCCCAGAGUGACAAGAAUGGCGUGGACAGCAUGGGGGGCGAGGCCAAUGGUAAGCAGAAGCUCGGUCCUCGCGAGAUUGCUGCUUGCAUUGACGCCACAUGGGGUGUUGAUUCCGAGGGCGAGAUCCGUGGCAUGUGGAAGAGGCAGUCACGCCUUGAUGGCUUUUGGGUAAUGGGUGGCUAUACACAGCAACACCGGUGGCACUCGCGGACGUUGGCGCUUCAGAUCAAAGCUGCGUUGGAGGCUCAGCUGGAAGAGCGCAAGACUGUAAUUGCCCUGUUCUACAAGGAACUUGUUAUCUUGAGGUCCCUGGUUCGAUCCCGGGUCAGGGGAUCAUUUUUUAUUUCUGCACAUGUAUUUUUGUGCUACAUCACAAACUUACCUGUCUAG
Penicillium hordei is the source of this 1401-nucleotide messenger RNA. RefSeq lists its product as uncharacterized. The record is from RefSeq and is a predicted model, not a curated record. Gene Ontology annotation, molecular function: flavin adenine dinucleotide binding; monooxygenase activity. Bases 1 to 1401 code for a protein of 466 amino acids. NCBI's taxonomy places the organism in Eukaryota, Fungi, Ascomycota, Eurotiomycetes, Eurotiales, Aspergillaceae. The transcript is spliced from 4 exons.